Molecule: messenger RNA, 456 nt
Organism: Monascus purpureus
Lineage: Eukaryota; Fungi; Ascomycota; Eurotiomycetes; Eurotiales; Aspergillaceae
Source: the annotation of a GenBank genome assembly
AUGUCGGACGGAGAAGAGACCGCUUCCAACCCCCCCGUCGCCGUCGCCGAUGAAGUCGAAGUUUCCGCCGAAGCUGGCGCGGGUGGCCAGAUGUCCGUCCUGGACGCACUGAAGGGCGUUCUCCGCAUCUCUCUCAUCCACGACGGCCUUGCCCGUGGUCUCCGCGAGGCAGCCAAGACCCUCGACCGCCGCCAGGCUCACAUGUGCGUGCUGAACGAGGGCUGCGAGGAGGAAGCGUACAAGAAGCUUGUUGUUGCGCUUUGCUCUGAGCAUAAGAUUCCUCUGAUCAAGGUUCCUGAUGGCAAGAUGCUCGGCGAGUGGGUUGGUCUUUGCCAGCUCGACCGUGAAGGUAAUGCCCGCAAGGUCGUUAACUGCUCCUGCGUCGUCGUCAAGGACUGGGGUGAGGAGUCCCAGGAGCGUUCCGUGCUCCUGAACUACUUCCAGACUGAGCAGUAG